UGGAACUUGAUUGUCAUGGCUUUUUACACCACCCGGGUGGACGAUAAUGGUAACGAAAUAGAACGUCGCCACUCAGCGCGUAGCUUGGCGAUUUCCUUAAGUGCUAGCAGCACCAGCACUAACACGUCUCGCGUCAAUUUAAGUUCUCGAAGUUGCGAGACAAAGGCUAGCGUAAGAUAUAUAAAUCCUGCAGCUUUUAUUGAAAAAACACCAGAUCAAAGUGAGACUAGUAGUAUAAAUGAUGAGAAUAAACUACUACCGCCAUCAGAAAAUCAGAGCGAUAUUGUGCCACCUUUGGAUUUACAGUCGGAAGAUAACUAUCCUACUACACGUGAUUACACCUUCUCUUACCGCAAACACUGCGAAGCAGCUAAAAUUGUUUUAAAACCGGACUUAGCCUAUGAAACUUGGUUAUCUGCCAAAAGGAAACUUAUUUCUGAUGAAGCUGCGCGUCGCCGGAAGGCUGAAGAGCAGAAACGCAAGGAACAAGAAGCAAGAAAACGCCUUUCAGAAGAAAAGUUUCAACAGUGGUUGAAAACAAAAUCACGCCAAACUCGUUCGCAUGAAAUAAUCAAAACACAUGUUGAACUGGAAGAAAAACCAUCAAAAUCUCAAAUUAUCGAUGAAGAAGCACAAGCUAAACUGGAAGCUUGGGAACGCACAAAACAAAUAGAGGAGGAACAACGUCGUAAUAUUAAGAAAAAAGAAGAGGAACGACGUCGGGUUAUGGAAGAACAGCGACGGCAAAUGGCCGCGGAGGCAUGGAAGAAAUGGUUAGCUGAGGUGGACAAGAAGCCUCGACCGGUGCCACUUAAUAGAGGGAUAUUCACGUUACGUGGGACUAUAUCCGAUAUUUUCGUUAAUCCGAACGAGUGGAAAAGUACAAUUCCAAUAGAGGAAGAUUGACACUUUGUGUUUGA
Messenger RNA from Bactrocera dorsalis (oriental fruit fly), 920 nucleotides. Its product is annotated as coiled-coil domain-containing protein 34-like. The record is from RefSeq and is a predicted model, not a curated record. The transcript is spliced from 3 exons. Lineage: Eukaryota; Metazoa; Arthropoda; Insecta; Diptera; Tephritidae. Bases 16 to 906 code for a protein of 296 amino acids.